Cololabis saira (Pacific saury) is the source of this 3624-nucleotide messenger RNA. It is a transcript of the gene invs, whose product is annotated as inversin. Gene Ontology annotation, biological process: protein localization to ciliary inversin compartment. Bases 184 to 3117 code for a protein of 977 amino acids. The transcript is spliced from 19 exons. The record is from RefSeq and is a predicted model, not a curated record. Gene Ontology annotation, cellular component: ciliary inversin compartment. NCBI's taxonomy places the organism in Eukaryota, Metazoa, Chordata, Actinopteri, Beloniformes, Belonidae. Gene Ontology annotation, molecular function: protein binding.
GGGAGUUGUAGUAUUUUACAGCCUCGAUCCAACGGGAAAAACUUUCUGACAAUUUUCAUCUAAAAGAAAAGGGACUCUUUGGGAGCCAGGAUCAGCCAGGCAGGGGAUCUGGACCUGCAGUCACACCCACCCAGGAUGCUCUGAGCUGGGAUACAUCUGCUGCUGCUUCCCCUCAGCACUGAGAUGGCGUCGGCAACGUCCAGCCAAGCUCCCGUCUCUUUGGGCUCCCAGGUUCAUGCAGCAGCUGUCAACGGGGAUAAAAGUGCCCUCAGCAAACUAAUCACAGCGGAGCCCUCGCUGAGGGACCAUGAGGACCAGUUUGGACGCACCCCUUUGAUGUACUGCGUGCUGGCCGAUCGCCAGGACUGUGCAGAGAUUCUGUUAAAGGCCGGUGCUUCGGUCAACAAGGCGGACCACAGCCAAAGAACCGCUCUGCACCUGGCCUCACAGAAGGGGAAUGUACGUUUCCUCAAGCUGCUGCUGUCCAAAGGUGCCAACUGGCUGCAGAAAGAUUUAGAAGGAAUGACUCCACUCCACCUGGCCACCCGUCACCCCUCUCCCAAAGCCCUCGCCCUGCUGCUCAAAUACAUCGGACCUGGAGAAGUCGACACACAAGACAAGAACAAGCAAACCGCUCUUCACUGGUCAGCAUUUUAUAACCGUCCAGAGCACGUACGCCUCCUGAUCAAGCAUGAUUCCAACAUAGGCAUACCAGACAGCGAAGGAAAGAUUCCUCUGCACUGGGCAGCGCACAGCCAGGAGGCCAGCGCCACGCAGACCGUGCGCUGCAUACUGGAAGCAGCACCCACUGAGUCCCUUCUGAACUGGCAGGACUAUGAGGGUCGGACGCCCCUGCACUUUGCUGUUGCCGAUGGUAACGAGGCAGUAGUGGAGGUGCUUACAUCGUAUGAGGGCUGUAACGUGACAGCCUAUGAUAACCUCUUCAGAACGCCGCUGCACUGGGCAGCUCUGCUGGGCCAUGCCAAGAUCGUCCACCUGCUGCUGGAGAGAAACACAUCAGGUACGAUUCCCUCAGACAGCCAGGGAGCAACACCACUGCACUACGGGGCUCAGAGCAACAACGCUGAAACAGUCGGUGUGUUUCUGUCCCAUCCAUCUGUGAAAGAUGAACCCGAUCUGGAGGGCCGAACGGCGUUCAUGUGGGCGUCUGGGAAGGGCAGUGAUGACGUAAUCCGCACCAUGCUCGCCCUCAACCCGCACAUUGACAUCAACAUGGCCGACAAGUAUGGCGGCACCGCGCUCCAUGCGGCCUCCCUGUCAGGGCACGUGAGCACAGUGAGGUUGCUGUUGGAGAAAGGAGCAAUGGUCGACUCUCUGGACGUUAUGAAGCAUACGCCGCUGUUCCGCGCCUGUGAGAUGGGUUACAGAGAUGUCAUACUUACCCUCAUCAAAGGUUCUGCUCAUGUUGACCUGGUGGAUGUGGAUGGUCACACUGCUUUACACUGGGCUGCUCUAGGAGGGAACGCUGAGGUCUGCCAGAUACUGAUGGAGAAUGCCAUUAGUCCAAAUGUUCAGGAUCAUGCAGGACGAACUCCACUCCAGUGUGCUGCGUAUGGGGGUUACAUCACCUGCAUGGCUGUUCUCAUGGAAAACAACGCAGAUCCGAAUAUACAGGACAAAGAGGGCCGGACCGCUCUCCACUGGUCUUGUAACAACGGCUACCUGGACGCUGUGAAACUACUGCUGGGCUACAAUGCAUUUCCUAAUCAAAUGGAGCACACAGAGGAGAGGUACACCCCUCUGGACUAUGCUCUGCUGGGGGGACACAGUGAGGUCACUCAGUUCAUGCUGGAGAAUGGCGCUCUGUCUAUAGCUGCCAUUCAAGACAUUGCUGCCGCCUCCAUCCAGGCUGUCUACAAAGGCUACACCGUCCGCAAGGCCUUCAGGGAGAGGAAGCAGCUCCUCAUGCGGCACGAGCAGCUGCGCAAGGAUGCAGCCAAGAAGCGAGAAGAAGAACAGCGUAGGAGAGGAGCUGUGCAGCAAGUUUCUGUGACCACCACAGAGAAGCGAAAGAUCUCACUGGUGAGAGCUGAGCAGGAAAAGCUCCCCUUAGACAACAUUAUAGAGGAUCUUACAAUCAAUGAUGCGUUGGUGGAAAAAAAGAAAUUAUCCAAAGCUGAACGUGCAAAGAGAAAAGAGGAAAGACACAGAGCCCAGAAGAACAAGUCCUCGAGAAAGAUGAUUGCAGAUGAACAUCAUGAGGUUCCUGAAGUUCUGACCUGCAACUCUCAUGCGGAUAGUUACACAAUGUCUGAUGUGUCUCAGACCACCAGGUUGAAGGAACUUCUGUCUCCUGCUGGCCACAGUGAGCCACUCGGCCUAAAACCCACACCUCCUACAGCGCCCAAAGUCAAGGACAGAUGCCCCUCAAACACAUUGACUCCUUCCACACCCGUGUCCAUUACGGACCACACUGAACCAUAUACCAAAGCAUGCACCCCCCUGAAAAAGAGAGACUUUCACAUGAGAGUACACGCCACCUCUGGCAAGACUGAUGCCCAUGCUCAUCCCCAAAAGCACAGACACCACAAGGAGCAGACUUCAGAGAGGGCCACUGUCAAAGAUCAAACACGUGCUUCGUUAAGAACCAGUUCAUCAUCAGAUCACAAAAGGCUCUCGAGGAAAAGUCAGUCUGGCCCACAUGCCAAAAUGCCAACAUCCAUGCAGAGGGACCAUGACAAAGAGCAGGUCAGGAGGAGAAAUGAGGCUGCACGCAUCAUCCAGCGAGCCUGGCAGAGGUUCUGUGCACGCAGAGGGAGCGAGAUGAAGGACCGCAAAAAGGUGGAGUCAAGUGAAUCAACCUAUGCUCAUAACAGGAACAGGAAAAUGGAAAACAGAUCUCAGCUCUCCAAACUAGCACAGAGUAAAAGCUCGGUGCUAAAAGUCAUCUAUGGCAACUCUAUGGCCAGACGAGGGCGAUCAUUUCAGGGCUCUCAAUCCCAGCUGUUUUUGGACGUCCCUCUACGCACCCAGAGCCAGUUGAGUGGACUAGACUACGUGCAGCUGACUGAUGCAGCGAAUCAGGCGAAGCAGUUCUCCUACCACCUGAGACCACACAGCGCAGGACAGGGGAUGCGGGGACGAGGGAAACAUUGAACACACACACAAACACACACCAUGUUCUUUGGUGUUUUCUCAGCUGGCUGGCAGGUUAGCUCUAUAGAAUUACUCCACACAAUGUUCGCUCGAUGUGCCAAGCUUUCUAAAAUUAAGUCGUAUGACAUCAGAACCAUGACCUCACAGGGUGGGGUUAAGUCUACAGAAAUGGCAUGUGUAAAAGAUAACCUUUCAUCCAUUGUGGAAGGAACGCAUACACACUCCUUGUCCCGCGUUCUCCAUUGCUCUUGCACACACACUGAGAUAACCUUUCCUCCUGUUGUGUAGAAUGAGGCGGUCUAUCAACAGCCGGUCAUACAGAUAGCCCACCUGCAGCCACCAACACACGCACACACACAUUCCUGCUACACAUCAGUCUUUGAGUGUGUUCCCUCUCAAGAGAAAUAUGUAUUUCUGAACUAAGCUCUUUUUCAAUCUUAUUUGGCAAAAAAAAAAAAAGUCUAAUUUUAUAAACACAUACCUCAUUGUUUCUUGUCAAUUGCAUAU